This is a messenger RNA of Alnus glutinosa, 596 nucleotides long. Its product is annotated as glycine-rich protein DC7.1-like. The transcript has 2 exons. Bases 46 to 315 code for a protein of 89 amino acids. NCBI's taxonomy places the organism in Eukaryota, Viridiplantae, Streptophyta, Magnoliopsida, Fagales, Betulaceae. The record is from RefSeq and is a predicted model, not a curated record.
UCCAAUAUUUUCUUUGUUCAACAGUUCUGUUUUCUAGUAAGAAAAAUGGGAUCCAAGGCUUUUCCUUUGCUAGGUCUUUUGUUGGCAGUCAUUGUUCUUCUCAUCAUCUCUUCGGAGGUGGCAGCGAAGGACCUGGCUCAGACUUCCUUCUACCCGAAAAAUGUGGAGGCCACCAAAGAGUCCAAUGAUGGAGAUGAUGCACGAGACUAUGAAUUUGACUACCACAGUGGACUUGGCGGAAAACAUUCCUGCGAGAAUGGUUGUUGUAAUUAUAACUAUGAAAGUGGCGGGCGCUGCCGUAGAUGCUGCCCUUAAUCUGGUGAACCUAUUGAUCGAUGCAGAAACCGAAGCUAAGCCUCAAAACUUAUUAAAGCAACAUAUUCAUCUAAAUUAUGGUGCUUAAUUAAUUCGGUACGGUUGUAAUGUUAUAAAUAAGUGCUAAAUACAUAACUGGUGUCGGUGGUUUUAGUGUUUAUCAGAAUAGUCUCCUCAACUUUCUGACAGUGUAAAAUUAAUCCUUCUCUCUACUUUUGUUAGUGGGUGGUUUGCCACAUGUAAAAAAAUCCAAUUAGUUCAAUCACAUGGCGUUACGUACA